AAUAACAGUGAUAUUAGCAUUUAGAAUGUUCAUUUGAACGGCGGUAACUCAGACACGUCGACACUCUUUGAGCAGAAAGUUUUCGUGUAAACUAUAAUGUCACAUCGGUCUAGGUGAAUGUCAUUUGCCUGAUGAAGACAAAGAAUUUUUGUGAAAAACGUGAUUAUAAUCAUCAAACAUUUUCUUAUUAGUAAUUAAUUUGUUUAAGACGAAAAAGUAAAAGACUGAACAAAAAAAUGCGACGCGGACGCAUUCAAUUGAUUAAAAUAGCAAUCGGUGCAAUAAUUGUGUUGGCGGUAUUUUACUUCCUAUUUUCUGAUUCAAAUGUACAUUCACGAGCCAAAAGUGCAAUUUCAUCUCGGUUUACGGCCGAAAAACCAAGAGAACGGCCAGUCUUUUCAAAAGGAGAAUUAGGAAAUUAUGAACCAAAACACGAGGAAAAAAGAGAAGGUCCCGGUGAAUAUGGUGAAGCCUAUAGUUUACCAGAAGAUAAGCAAAAUUUAGCGGAUGCAUCAGAAAUGGAGUAUGGCAUGAAUAUUGCCUGUUCGGAUGAGAUCUCAUUGGAUCGUGCUGUCAAAGAUACACGGUUAGAGGAGUGUAAACAUUGGAAUUAUGCAAAAGAUCUGCCUACCACCUCAGUUAUUAUUGUAUUUCACAAUGAAGGUUGGUCAGUACUUUUGCGAACGGUUCACUCGGUAUUGAAUCGAACGCCAAAGCAUAUUUUACACGAAAUUCUGCUGGUCGAUGACUUUUCGGAUAAGGAAAAUUUAAAAGAUAAACUCACAAAUUACAUUGAGCGAUUCAAUGGGAAAGUGCGUUUAAUACGAAAUUCAGAAAGAGAAGGCUUGAUUCGAACACGUAGCAGAGGUGCGAAAGAAGCAACCGGUGAAGUGAUUGUAUUUUUAGAUGCACAUUGUGAAGUAAAUACCAACUGGUUGCCUCCGUUGCUUGCACCAAUCUAUGCUGAUCGAACUGUUAUGACAGUGCCCGUCAUUGAUGGCAUUGACCAUAAAACAUUCGAAUAUCGUCCAGUUUAUUCUGAUGGCCAUCAUUAUCGCGGUAUUUUUGAAUGGGGCAUGCUGUAUAAGGAGAAUGAAGUUCCGGCAAGAGAACAAAAGCGGCGACAGUACAAUUCUGAACCAUACAAAAGCCCGACCCAUGCAGGUGGCUUGUUUGCAAUCAAUCGAGAUUUCUUCCUCGAGCUUGGUACUUAUGACCCCGGUCUUCUGGUGUGGGGCGGAGAGAAUUUUGAGCUUUCUUUUAAAAUAUGGCAAUGCGGAGGAAGUAUUGAAUGGGUUCCAUGCAGUAGAGUGGGGCACGUGUAUAGAGGAUUCAUGCCAUACAACUUUGGAAAAUUGGCCGAAAAGAAAAAGGGACCAUUAAUUACAAUCAACUAUAAACGUGUGAUUGAAACAUGGUUUGAUGAUAAAUACAAAGAGUUCUUCUAUACUCGCGAGCCGUUGGCACGUUACUUAGAUAUGGGCGAUAUAACCGAACAGUUGGCAUUGAAAGAGAAACUACAGUGCAAAAGUUUCCAAUGGUUUAUGGAUAAUGUGGCUUACGACGUCUUCGAUAAAUUUCCACAACUUCCACCUAAUUUACAUUGGGGUGAACUGCGUUCGGUCGCGACUGAAAUGUGUAUGGAUGCAAUGGGUCGACAACCACCGUCAAUAAUGGGUCUUCAACAUUGUCACGGACAUGGCAAUAAUCAAUUAUUACGAUUGAAUGCCGCUGGACAGCUUGGAGUUGGUGAGAGAUGUGUUGAAGCAGAUCGACAGGGUGUUAAAUUGGCGUUCUGUCGCUUGGGUACGGUAGACGGUCCAUGGACAUAUGAUGAGAAAUCCAGAACGAUUUUGCACAGGUCGCAGAAACGAUGCCUUGGUGUUCAUCCGCAAACACAUCAAAUGUCAUUACAACCGUGUGACGUCAACAAUGCCUAUCAUCAAUGGGUUUUCAAAACCACUCGUCCGAGCUGGGCACGGGAUGACUAAACAAACGGCGAAACUUAUUUUCAUUUUGGGUUGGUUGAAAGUAUAGUGAUAGUAAAUCUUAAAUGUAUUGCAUAGCAAUCUCUCUAACGCUUUGCCGUUCCUGAUUUGUUUCGUCAAGCAAAUGUAAUAGAUAGAAAAGAACAAUCAAUUUACAAUAUAUUUAUUAUUAAAAGAGAAAUAGAUAUGUGGAUCAAA
This is a messenger RNA of Contarinia nasturtii (swede midge), 2186 nucleotides long. It is a transcript of the gene Pgant7, whose product is annotated as N-acetylgalactosaminyltransferase 7. The transcript has 7 exons. The record is from RefSeq and is a predicted model, not a curated record. The coding region runs from base 237 to 1991 and encodes 584 amino acids. Lineage: Eukaryota; Metazoa; Arthropoda; Insecta; Diptera; Cecidomyiidae. Gene Ontology annotation, cellular component: Golgi apparatus.